GGGUAACUUCCGGCCUGGCCGCUGUCUGGGUGGCGCGGCCGAGUCCCCUCGGGUGUUGGCGCUUCUCGCUUCCACGGCCGUCCCCCCGCCCCGCGCGGGGGGUUGGGCGGCCGCGGAAGGCGACUCGGACCUUCCCGGUGCCUGCGGUUCGUUCCGCGCCGUGUCUGUGCGCGCGGCGGCGCGGAGGCCCCCGGGGUCGGCGGGGCUGCGGCCUAGCCGGGCCUGCCGCCCGGCCCCAUGAGGCACAGCCUGAACAAGCUGCUGGCAACCUCGGGCCGCGACUCUUCGAGUGUCCGCGCCGGCCGGCAGGAUCCGAGCGCGGCGGCCGCGGGGGCGGAGACCUCGGCGGGGUCGGGAUCGCCUGAGCGCCGGCCGCCGCCGGGCGACGGGGGCGAGUCGGAGGCGGCCCGGAGGGGAAGCCGCGGCGGCGUGGCCGUGCGCGCGUCUGGGCCCUCGCCCCCGCCAGGGAAGAUGGAGGAGGACGAGGAGGACGCGAUCGCCAUGGUCCCCAAAGAAGAGCCGGAGGACAUGGACUUUCUCUCCGGGCUGGAACUGGCCGAUCUGCUGGACCCUCGGCAACCGGACUGGCACCUGGAGCCCGGGCUCAGCUCGCCCGGGCCCUUGUCCUCGUCCGGCGGAGGCUCGGAGAGCGGCGGCCUCUUGAGGGGGGACGACGACGACGAGAGCGCGGCCGCGGAGAUGCAGCGCUUUUCUGACCUGCUGCAGAGGCUGCUGAACGGCAUCGGAGGCUGCAGCGGCGGUGGCGGCGCCGGUGGUGAGCGCGGCAGCGCGGAAAAGAGGCGGAGAAAGUCCCCGGGAGGAGGCACCGGCGGCGGCACCACCAACGACAGCAACCAAGCGGCGACCAAGAGUCCCCGGAAGGCGGCGGCGGCCGCGGCCCGUCUCAAUCGGCUCAAGAAGAAGGAGUACGUGAUGGGGCUGGAGAGUCGAGUCCGGGGACUGGCCGCCGAGAACCAGGAGCUGCGGGCCGAGAACCGGGAGCUGGGCAGACGCGUGCAAGCACUGCAGGAGGAGAGUCGCUACCUACGGGCCGUCCUCGCCAACGAGACGGGACUGGCUCGCCUGCUGAGCCGGCUGAGCGGCGUGGGACUGCGCCUGACCACCUCGCUCUUCAGGGACUCGCCCGCCGGUGACCACGACUACGCCCUGCCGGUGGGGAAGCAGCCGCCGGAGCUGCCGGAAGAGGACGACGCGGCGGGAGGAGUGUGUCUCCAUGUGGACAAGGAUAAGGUGUCGGUGGAGUUCUGCUCGGCGUGCGCUCGGAAGGCGUCGUCUUCUCUUAAAAUGUAGGGUCAAGUAAUCUGCUCUUUACCCGCGGUUACCCCCUUCUGCUCCCUUACACCAUGUCAAACACCUUAGUGGGACAUCUUCACCGGACACAUUUCAGAGGCGGAAAAAAAAAGUAAUAUUAAAUCUUUUAAGUGUUUAGCUAAAACGCAUGAAUGUGACACUGUAACCAACUCCUAAUGAUAACCUGUGACUAUUAAAUCUCUCUGACAGUUUCUUUUUUAGGUGAUUUCCUUCCUGCCAGGCUCCGUUGUAGGGGUUACAGAACAGUCGUUCCCGCCUCCCAACCUGUGGAUGCAGCUGUUGGGGCAGAAGAGACGGGACCAGCUGCUGGCCACAUUUCCUGCUUUAUUUUAAAAGCUUAGCAGUAUCUGCAAAAACGAAUCUUUUCCUACAACCUGUUAACUGACUGGACUGAUGGUAACAGUAAUUGUGGGAGCCAUGUCGGUCAAAAAUUUGGCAUCUGCUGCAAAACAUGAAUGCCAUUUCCAAGUUCCCAAAUUACUUCUAUACUGAUUACACUUUCCAGAAACGGAGAUAUGAAAAGAUUCUCUGGAAUGCUUGAAAGACUUAAUAGAAAUCCAUGAGACUAAGUUAACUUUGGAACAAAAUUACAUCUUUUUGUCCUUUCAUGGCAGUAACACUAAAUUUAUUGCAUACUUUUUAAAAAAAAAUUGUAACCAUUGGAGAAGAGAAUUAUAGUGUUUUAUCAAGAAACAUUAGAUUUUUACACAGUCAAGAACACAUUCUGUGGAAUUAGAUUUAGUGGGUUAGAGUGACAUAAAUAGGCCAGCAGUGGUCACAGAACUUACCAUGAGUUCGUAUUUCUGGAAUGCGAAAAGCUGUUUUGGAAGACAGACACCUUGCUGAGUAGAAUAAAGUCCUCAACUUAAAGAGUAGUGUUUAUAAUAGAUGCUUUGAUUGUAUAUUUUUUUUAAAGUGACUAUUUUAAUGUCUGGGUGGUAUUGCCAUUUAGGGUAACAUGAGCUUGUGUGCAAUCCCAGGUUUGGCGUUUUGGACAUUGAGUACUUGAUCCUGUUUGAACGUGUUGAGGUGUCUGAUGAAUGACAUAGUUUCUACUGUUCUGUUAAAAUUUCUGUAGUGUUUGUUCUGUAAGAAGGAUCUUCAUAUUUUGGAUGAUAAUGGCUUAUUUCAUAUUACAAGUAAAAAACCCUUUCAGAACCCAAUCAUUUUUUCAUUGUUGAAUUAUGCUAAUACAUUUUCAUCUGUUUUAGACUAAGUCAUUUUAUUUUUGGCUCACGUGGGAAAUAUUGCAGAUAGAAGAGGGAGUUGAUGGAAAAUAGUGUUAUUACACUAUAACCAUGAUAUUCAAGAUCCAUUCAGGUCCUCUCCUUGUCUUCACCUGUGUGUUCAGUGUCUGUAAAGCCAAAAAGUAAAGGGAAUUCCUACAGGCUUGUAUUUAAAGAUGCCGCUGUUCCUGUAGCCGAAGGUUUGGUACUGCUACUGUGGUGUCGAGGUGCAGUGUGGAGAACUCACGAGAAAUGCUUAUCUUAAGAAUACAAAGUUAUGUGGUUGAGGGAUUUUGAAGGUAGAGAUCAAGUGCUCACAGAUGCAGUCAGUUUUUUCAAAUAAAUUAUUCUUCAAAGUUGAAGAAGUAAUAUUCGUGUUUUUUCCCCCUCUUUGUAUAUGUUGAUUCUAAGUUAAGACCUACCUUUAUACUUUUGUGUUCCUGAGUUCUUCCCAACUCCAUUUAUAUAUUAGAAAUUAAAAAGGCCUUCCAUUAUGGACAUGACAGAAUUUUUCAUAUAUUUGAAUUUAUAUAUCAUUAUGUGUGGGUUCAGUAUUUCACCAGUUACCCUGUUUUACAAUACUCCAUAUAAUUUAUGUUGAUUUAAACUUACUAUCUGGAAAUAUUUUAUGUUAAGAACUAAUUUAUAGAUCUAGUCACAAAUAUGUUUGGAGCAUUGUAUAAUUUUGUCAGUGUAAAAAAUUAAUUUUACUAUAGCUCAAACGUGUUUAUAAAUUUUUAUUAUCCUGCUGGGGUCAAAUUUCUAGACCCUUCUGGCUCUUAACUGAGUUUGGAUUUUAAUAUGUGUAUACAAACACAUAUGUAGACACAUAUUUUACAUACAAUAAAUAAGAAUAUUCCUUAAAACCAUGUACCUGGACAGAGCAGAUUGUAAAAUUCUAAAUAUUUUUAAUGGUUUGUUAACUUUAAUUGGACUGAAAUCUUAAUCGUUUUCCUCUGAGGUCUGAGCUAGGAAGGGCUCAGUUCCCCUAGGUUUAAUGUUCCUCACAGUUCCUGUCAUAUCUCUGCCUUCUUUUUUUUUUUUUAAAUAUUUAUUUAUUUAUUAUGUAUACAAUAUUCUGUUUGUGUGUAUGCCUGCUGGCCAGAAGAGGGCACCAGACCCCUUUACAGAUGGUUAUGAGCCACCAUGUGGUUGCUGGGAAUUGAACUCAGGACCUUUGGAAGAGCAGGCAAUGCUCUUAACCUCUGAGCCAUCUCUCCAGCCCCUAUCUCUGCCUUUUUAAGAGGGUUUUUGUAGACUUGUAGCCGUAGAGUAAGCAUUUACUGCUUAGUUGCCCAUUUCUACUAGUUUAAAAAGAGGAUUUGACUAUGUAGCAGAGGGAAGCGUUCAGGAUCCUUUUGUGAUAGAAACAGUUAAACACAUGUAUACUUAGAGUGUUAGGAGUUCAAUCCUGGGACCAUUUCAAGCACAGUAAACAGUUUGUAUUUACCAAGUAACAUAGUUGCAUCACUGAAUUUUCAGUUACUUUAGUUGAUUAUACCAUCUGUAUACCUAAGGAAUCUAAUUUAGCAGUUAUAUUUAAGGGUUGUGUUUUUACUUUGAUCAAUUUACUCAUUAAAAGAGAAUGUAGGUAGACAGUUUUGUAUCUCAGAGCCUUUACUUUUGCUAAUAUUCCUUGGAAAAAUAGGCAAUUGUGUACAAAAUACAUUUUGUCUUUGCAGUUCUAAAAGUUAAGCAUAUUUAAACUUGGGAAGCAAGAGAAAUCAUAUGACUAACCCAAGGGAAGAUACAGUAAACUUUUUUUUCCUUUCCCUUAUAAUUAUUAUACUUAAAAAAAAAAGACUAUUUCAUUUGCUCUUUGAAGGAACAAAUCUUGCAUUCCCGAAACUGCUAAAUUUCACUUACAAUUUAAUAGCAGCCUUGUUUCGUUAUUGAUGGAGACAAGGUGUUGCGGUGUUUGUAGGUCAAGCUAUGCUCAAACUUGGCACAGUGCCCUGCCUUUUCCUCCCAGUUGCUAGGCAUGCCUGGGUAGUUUGCUUUACACAGAUGCAAAGCUGCCUUUUCAAAAUUAACAAGUCACAGUAUCUAGAGGGAAUAGGUAAGAUAUGAACGAAACCAUACUUAGUAUGGUUUUAGAGAUCGUUACACUUUUCCGUGGUGACUAGCUGCUUCAUGGAGUAUUGAUCUAGUGUACAUUACUGAGACUGUCCACAGCUCACGAUUGCUAGUGGCUCAUAUUAACAGUACAGUUAUUUAUCGUUACAGAAAUUAGACAGUGUACAUUUGAUGAUGCCAUAGUAGUCAUUUCAACAAGAAGGCUACAAAGCCCUUGGGAAGAAAACAGAUGACUUCACGAGCAUACUUCAGAAAGUAAAGAUAGGGACGGUUGGCUGUGAGCGAGGUUACUCAGGAAGGUAGUGAAUUAUAGGCUGACAUCCUCCGCACCAUACAUGGGGGAGAAAAGCUCAAGCCUGAGAGUCUAAAGAACUUUAAAAGGUGAUUUUCUAAACCUUGUAGCUCCCAAGACAUAGGCUGGGAUUGAUCCUUUGAGUAAGAUGAGUUGUACUCAUGGAAACAGCCUGAAUAGAGAAUAAUAAGGCGUAAGUAACAUGCUGUAUUUUUAAGUCAAAACAAACCAUAAACAACCUUUUUCUUCCCGUUUGGCUUUGUGAGGGCUUUGUUCAUAA
Molecule: messenger RNA, 5206 nt
Organism: Chionomys nivalis (European snow vole)
Lineage: Eukaryota; Metazoa; Chordata; Mammalia; Rodentia; Cricetidae
Gene: Crebzf
Product: CREB/ATF bZIP transcription factor
Exons: 3
Coding region: 238-1311 (357 amino acids)
Biological process (GO): regulation of transcription by RNA polymerase II
Cellular component (GO): nucleus
Molecular function (GO): DNA-binding transcription factor activity; transcription cis-regulatory region binding
Source: RefSeq, a predicted model, not a curated record